Saprolegnia parasitica CBS 223.65 is the source of this 1322-nucleotide messenger RNA. RefSeq lists its product as hypothetical. The record is from RefSeq and is a predicted model, not a curated record. Gene Ontology annotation, molecular function: rRNA (uridine-N3-)-methyltransferase activity. The transcript is spliced from 2 exons. The coding region runs from base 23 to 1228 and encodes 401 amino acids. Gene Ontology annotation, cellular component: cytoplasm. Gene Ontology annotation, biological process: rRNA base methylation. NCBI's taxonomy places the organism in Eukaryota, Oomycota, Saprolegniomycetes, Saprolegniales, Saprolegniaceae.
GCGGCAAUUCUAUCCAGCUCUCAUGGCGGCCCCAUCCUCCGUGCGCGAGCUUAACCGCCUGUACGUGCAGUCCAGCACGCUCCAGUGCGCGCUCGACCUCUGCCGCCCGUGCUGCUACAAGGUCAUCGUGCAUGGCGGCAAGGACAUUGUGCCCAACCAGCGCCCAGAGCUCUGCCCGCGCUUCCAAAGCCCGGCGGCCAAGAAGGCCUCGGACGACGAGGGCGACGACGAGCCGACGCCGCCGGCACCGCUCACCAACGCACUGAUUGCCACCGAUGACAAGACCGUGCUCACGGUCGGCGACGGCAACUUUUCGUUCUCGCUUGCCAUGACCAAGUACUUGGCGUCGGGCGCGCAGCUCACGGCCACGUCGCACGAAUCCAAGGACACGGUGCUCGAGACGUACCCCGACAGUGCUGAAAUCUUGCGGUCGCUCGAUGAAGCGGGCGCCCGCGUCUUGCACGAAGUCGACGCGACAAACGCCGCCGCGCUCGAGGCCCUCGGUACUUUUGACCGCAUCAUGUGGAACUUCCCGUGCGUUCGCAUGGAGAACGGCGCCGAUGGCCAAAACAACGAGAUGGAAGAGAACAAGGCGCUCCUCAAGGGCUUCUUCUCGGUCGUCCUCGGCUCGCUCGCGCCGGGCGGCGAGGUGCACGUGACGCACAAGACCAAGCCGCCGUUCGGGCAGUGGGGCAUCCUCGAGAUCGCGGCUGCUUGCGGUCUCUCGCACCUCGGGUCGGUCGUCUUUGACCGGUGCCUCUACCCGGGCUACUCGAACAAGAAGGUGCUCUCGAAGGGCUCGUUCCCGAUCUGGGACUCGGAGACGUUUGUGUUUGUGCGCCCGUCAGACCUGAAGACGUGCACCUUCUCGCUCCCGACGACCAUGCCGGAAUCCGCCGCCGUCGACCAAGGCUGCGAGCGCUUUGUCUCGUGGACGCCCGAGCAGUGGGAGAAGGAAGGGACGCUGAUCCCGAUGACGCCUGGCAUCGUGCGCGACAUUCGCAUCUUGCUGAGCCCGGUCAACAAGAAGCAGCUCGAAGAGAAGGAGAAGGAGCGCAAGAAGCGCAAGCUCGAGGCGCUCACGACCUCGCUUCCCGAAGACGUUCUCGCCGCCAAGAAGCUCAAGCGGAAACCGCACCAGAAGAAGGCGCCGAUCAAGACGAGCGAGAAGAACAAGAAAGCCAUGCCGGCCUCCAAGCGCAACAAGAAGGCCAAGCGUCACGCCUAACAAGAAUACCCUAAUGCUAGAUCCACCUAUAAGACACAAGCGUAUAUUACACUCGACGUCUCAGUGCAUCGCGCUCUGCCGACGCGCGACCUUC